AUGAAUCGCUCUCUUCGCCUGAGAGAACAGUCGACCCAUUUGGCCCACCUUUUCUCGAAAGGUGAACGAAGUAAACGAGUAAGAUCCAUAAAAUUGAGUCAACGUGGCGAAGUAGAACAAGUCCAUAAAUCCGGUAUUAACUGCGUUGAUAUCGACACUGGAGAAGGCAAAUAUCUUUUGUCGUCAAGUUCCAAUGGAAAAAUAGUUGUUCACGACAUAGAGGAUUGUUUCUACAGUGAGCAUUUCAAAUGUAACUCAGUUGCCACCGUGGAAAGAACUUUGAAGGACAGCCACAAACAUAGUGUCGAGACAGUUCAGUGGUACCCAAAUGACACAGGAAUGUUUUUAUCCAGUUCGGUUGAUAACACUUUGAAGGUGUGGGAUACAAACGCUCUUGAAGUUGUUGAGAGCUUUCAGUUGGAAGGAAUAGUCUACCAUCAUCAAAUGCCAAGAAAUGCUAGGAAACAUUGUUUAGCAGCAGCAGCUUGCGAGGAUUCCAGAGUUUAUCUCUGUGAUUUGAAAUCUGGCUCAGCAAUUCAUAUUUUAAAGGGACAUUCAAAGGCAGUUAUUUCUGUAGCUUGGUCACCCAGGAGUGAAUACUUUCUAGCAACAGGUAGCCGAGACAAUAAAGUGCUUUUAUGGGAUGUGAGAAAAGCUGUGGGUAGUAUCCUUUCAUUAGAUCAACACAAUGGAAAAGGAGGAUCCAGAUCAUCGUCCAUUAACACAGCUCAUAAUGGACAUGUUAAUGGUAUUUCCUUCUCUCCUGACGGACUACACUUAUUGACCUAUGGAACAGAUGAUCGCUUAAGACUGUGGGAUACUUUUACUGGGAAGAACACGCUUGUUAAUUUUGGUCGCAUCCAUAAUCCUUGCCGCAAGGCAAUCAAGCUUUGCCAGUCAACUGGCACAUCAAGUGAAGUGGUCUUUGUUCCAUCAGGAAGCAAUAUUGAAGUAUUUGAAGUAGUUACAGGAAAGCAUAUAAUCACCUUAAAUGGUCAUUUUAACAAUGUUAACUGCUGCACCUUUCACCAGCAUUUUCAAGCUGUGUUCAGUGGUGCAAACGACACAAAUCUUUUAGUAUGGCUUCCACAGUUGAACAGAAUGACAGAGGAAAGGACUUCAUCGGUAGCUGCUUCAAAUACUGAAAACAAGAGUUAUAAUCCUUAUCAAGACUCUUGGAGUAGUGAUGAAGAGGAAGCAUAA
Porites evermanni is the source of this 1203-nucleotide messenger RNA. The record is from the annotation of a GenBank genome assembly. Lineage: Eukaryota; Metazoa; Cnidaria; Anthozoa; Scleractinia; Poritidae.